GGACCUGCACUUCUUUUUUUAAUUAGAAAACUAUUUUGAUUUGAUUUUGAGUACCUUUUUUAGAGUAUGAUGUGUGUGACUCAGGUGAUUAAGAGGUAAGGAGUUUGGUAGGAGGGGCCAGGUAUCCGGUGUCAGUCAGCGAGGUGUCCGUUACGGUCAGCAGCGUGAAGGAGAGCAGCUCGGGCCUCCUUCCAAAUCCUGCGGCAACCGCGGAGAUGGAACCACGAUUUCACCUUCCUGGGUGGGGAUCUGAGGUGGUUGAUACCAUUUGAACCCUCAAAUGGUGACACACCUGUAGCUGCACAGGACAGGGGGUUACGGGCGCACUCCACCCAGGAAGGACGAGCGCUCCAGGAGCCGGAUUUCUGGCAGCAACACAGCGGAGGGCUGAUUCAAGACCUUGGUCGGUCCGUUCAGAUUGUCCAUUAGUCCGAGUAUAAACUCACCUGGCGGAAUGACUUCCAUACCUGAGAGAUGAACUGAGGCCGACUGUCUGAGGCGGGAAAACAUGGUGGACCAGAAGCUCUGCAGUCUCGUGGGCUGUGGGGAGUUUGGGUAGGGCCCCAAAGUGGACAGCUUUGGAAAAACGGUCAACAGUGGUGAGUAUUGUUGUGUUACUUUGGGAUGGCGGCAGGCCGGUGACGAAAUCCAGGGCUUUAUGGGUCCAUGGACAGCCCCGAAUGGGCAGAGGGCGAAGAAACCUCAAAGGACUGUGAGAGGACUUGCCGCGAGCACACAGUGCAGGCUGAAACAAAUGCUUUAGAGUCGGCAUCCAUGGUGGGCCACCAGAAAUGUCUUUUAUUAGGAGGGAUAGGGUGCGGCCAAUCCCCGGGAGACAGGCGAAUCGGGCAAUGUGUCCCCACUGGAGAACGGAGAACAGUGUUACCUGGGUCGGGUUGAGUCCGCUGUGCCUCCUUAAUCACACCUUCGACCUCCCAGGUAACCGCUGCCACAACACAACAGGGAGGCAAACUGGCGAGAAAGAGCAUUGGGUUUUACAUUUCCCAGCGAGCUUGGCAGGAGUUCAGUCGUUAAGCUCUCUGGAUGUGGGCACGGUUCUUACGUUCGAACGAUAAAGGGAUGUUCUGCCCCUUCGAGCCGGUGCCUCCAUUCCUCCAGGGCGAGCUUGACAGCUAGCAACUCGCGGUUCCCCACAUCGUAGUUGCAUUCAGAAGGAGACAAGCGGACAAACUCCAAUGUCUGAUUGCGUCUACGUCGACCACGAACUGGCACUGGGGAUCGGGCUGGACCAGGACUGGAGCUGCGGCGACGCCUCUCUUCAGUUCCGUAAAAGCCUGUUCGACUUCAGGGGUCCAGUUGAAGGGAAGUGAGUGGUCUUUCUUAGCCACAAAAAAGAAACCUGCACCGGCUGGAGGAGAGGAUGGGCGAAUGAUGCCGGCUGUCCGGGAGUCAGUGCAUUUCUCCAUGGGUCCCCUUUGGGGCUCCGGGGAGCAGAUCAGUACAGUCAUACGGCGAUGUGGAGGUAAUGAAAGUGCUUGUUAUUUACUAAAAGCCGCACCGGGGUCAUGAGACAAUGGUGGACACAUCUAGGUCUUCUGGUACUGAUGGGGUAAGGGUGGGUGGCGAGAGCUUGGCGGAGUGCGUCCGACUCCAUCUGGCGUACUUCUGCGUUGAGUGGGGUGAGCCUGAGUCCGCCGAGUCCAUAAUGUGGCCAGAUCGUUCUGUUACGGUUCACAAAGGCAGACUCAGGUGAUUAACAGGAAAAACAAGAAUGACGGGACGAAACUUCAGAGGAAGGGUUUUGCAGUGCGUGAUGGUGAUGGUGCCUGCGGUUGUCAUUAUCACACUCAUCCUGCAGAAAUACAGCAACCCGUUCUCAGAUUUAUUUCAAGGCUCUGAUGCGUCCAGUCAGAGCUCCAAGACGCUUCCGAAACAGUCAGCUGGACCAUGUAUUACAACCAGAGACUGUCCGGAGGAUCAUUUCAGCUUCUUCAUCCAAAGUGGAGCCGCUAACGUCGUGGCUCCAAAGAUCUGCAUCCAAAACAAACUGGUUCUUGGAACAGUUCUGAACAACGCUGGAUACGGAAUAAACGUUGUUAUACUGAACGGUAAAACGGGAGAAGUCACAAAGACCGGUCACUUUGACAUGUAUAGCGGCGAUGUGAAACCUCUCAUCGAGCUCCUGCAGAGCAUCGAGGAAGGCUCUGCUGUGCUGAUGGCGUCCUAUGAUGAUCCUUCAUCAAAGUUAACUGAAGAAGCAAAGAAGCUGAUUUCUGAACUGGGAAGCUCAGCUGUCCAGUCGCUGGGCUUCAGAGAUAACUGGGUGUUUGUUGGUGGGAAAGGAGCAACAGUGAAGAGCAACUUUGAGAAGUACCUGAAGAACGACAACACAAAGAAUAAAUACGAAAACUGGCCCGAGCUCAUCGAACUACAAGGAUGCAUCCCCAAAUACCUGGAGUGACCUGCCGGCUCAUCCGAAAGGAAUAUUUCAACUUUUAAAACCAACUACAGGAACAGAAACGUGUUUGUAGGACUGAGUUGGGAACAGCUGAUAUUUGUACAAUAAGAAGACGAGUCACUGUGGAAAAAAACCGAUGAACUUUUCCCCAAAAUACUUUUAUUUUUCUUGAUUUUAACCAUUUUUUAUUGGCGUCUGAAGGACGGUGUGCAUCAAGACAAGGAUUUACCCUACGUCGGCCAUAUUGUUUAUCCUUGAAAAAAAAUCCAGCGCAUAUGUUUUUCUGCAAAAACAAACGUUUUGUUCCAAGUUAACUUUAUUUGUGUGAAAAGCUUAUUAUCUCCAGCAGCAGUUAACGUGUAAAAUGAAUAGCAAUCUCAUGUAUUUAUAAUGUAUAAAUAUAUAAAUAAUAAGAAUCUGGAUCCUACAGACACGUUAUUCAUCAUGACCAGUACUAUCAACACAUCUCAGACGGGGUGUGAUUGAAAUUUGAUGAAUAACUUUCACUAAAAGUGAAGGAUUUUUGCUUUUACGUUUCACUGAAGUCAAAGAUUUCCGUUUCAGCAGUUUGAUAAUAAGCCUACAUGAACACGAGUAAAGCUUUAAGGGAAUAUAGCCUGCAGAACAGAUUCUUUUGAUGGUUUCCUACGAUGUUUGUUAUAGUGUCGUAUAGUAUUUUUAUCAUGUGUGUGUGUUGGAGUGUGAACUGUGGAUCUGCUGUGGCGUGUAAACAGCCAGCACGACUUUAGAUUUGAACUGUAAUAGUUCAGUGGUGGAAAGUAACUAACGCAUCAAUAAUUAUAAUCCAGGAAUAUAAUAAUUCUAUAAUGGGCCGUUCUGCAUAACGAGUACUUUUACUUUUGAUACUUUAAGUAUAUUUCGAUGAUGAUACUUUUGUACUUUGACUUGGGUACAAGAUCUGAGUACUGGAGGAGGUGCGAUAUUUACCAGCUGAUGAAUAAAAGCACUCUCUGCUCA
Messenger RNA from Siniperca chuatsi (mandarin fish), 3397 nucleotides. Its product is annotated as protein FAM3C-like. The record is from RefSeq and is a predicted model, not a curated record. The coding region runs from base 1733 to 2422 and encodes 229 amino acids. Lineage: Eukaryota; Metazoa; Chordata; Actinopteri; Centrarchiformes; Sinipercidae. The transcript is spliced from 10 exons.